AUGUAUAAUCAGACUUCCAAAGAGUGGAAAGACAUGAGCUACUUCGCCAUUCCGGACGGCGACCGGCUCAAGAACAUCUUCUUAUUCGCCACCUCCGAUGUCUUGAUACCGCUGAUCUCGAUUUUGGGCUUGGCGGGGAACACCGUCAGCAUGAUGAUCCUGUACCAGAACGGCCUGAGGAAAUGCUCCAACAUUCUCAUCUUUUACCUGGCCGUUGCUGACACGAUCUACCUCUUGGGUAUCAAUAACUUCCCUCUUGAGAUCUACCUGAAUCUGAACGUACGCUUCGGGUACUUCAUCUCAGAGGCGUGCGCCUACUCGCUGUACUGCCUGUUCCACGUCUUUGUGCUCAUGGAGACUAUGGGAAAAGUCGUGUCCAUGAUACUCCCGACACUGAUCAUCGCUGAACGCUUCACGGCGGUGUAUUUCCCACUGAAAUUCACCCGCAUCUUCACCGUGCGUCGCGUCCGAAUCUCCGCCAUCGCUCUAUUCCCCCUCGGCUUGCCGGUGUACAUCUUGUUCUACCCGAUGACCGUGUUCGUGUACACCCUGGACACGGCGCGCAACGAGUCGGUGGGCUUGAUCCUCAAGUCCCGCACUUACGGGGGCGAUGCACAACUCUUCACCGCGGUGUCCGAGGUCUACUCGGCUCUCUGCGGCCCGUGCUGCGUUGGGUUCGUGUCGCUGGGAUGCGUGUUGAUAUCUGCGAGGAUUCGGCUGCAGAUGCGCCAGCGAAAGUCCAUGUCCUUGUCGAUCUCUGGGAACACCCGCAUCACACAGGAUGUGCACGUUCUGUUUCCGGAGCAUGCAACUGUGACAUUUUCAGAAAGAACGGCACGUUUGUCACCUGGCUUCGACUUCAGAAAUGACAAAGUAGAGAAUGCGAGCCGGGUCGAUCCGUCUAAAACUAUUUCUUCUCUCCAAAGCAAUAAUUUAUCAUAUCAAAGGACACUUUCUUCUACUUCGAAAGGCGGCAUUGCAUUUCUCCACAAAUGCCGUCGUGAAAACCUGAGCAGUGCGAAGCCAAAACAUCCCAAGAGGACCAC
Molecule: messenger RNA, 1046 nt
Organism: Lymnaea stagnalis (great pond snail)
Lineage: Eukaryota; Metazoa; Mollusca; Gastropoda; Lymnaeidae
Source: the annotation of a GenBank genome assembly